AUGUCUUCAGCUCAUCAUUUGUGGUUACUCCGCGUGAACUUUCUGCUGAUUGUCUACUUGAAGUUAUCGAUCUGUUCUCCUCCUACACCCAUCCCAGCUGAGCUUGAGGUCCCAACUAUCGGUGCUCUUGAGCAUAGGCCAGACUCCAGUGUGGAUCGAUCAGAAUCUUGGGAGCUUUUGGCGUUUCAAUCGGCCAGGAAGAGUAGAAAAGUAUCAUCCGACUAUGAUUCGGUAGGGGGAAGGGCUAUGAAAAAUUUCGAUUUGAAUGAAGAAUAUCGUGGACAGUGGGACGAAAGUGAGCUCGAUUCCUCAGGAAAUGGUUCACGGCAUCAUGACACAGUCAGCUCAGCUAUCGGUGAUGGUGCCAACUCGAAAGACAAGACGUUCCCUUCGCAAUCCGACUCACCGACGGCUUCCAACUCUCUAGACAGCCAACAUGGCAGACAGGUCGAGAUUAGCACAGUUUCGAAGAAGCGCUCAAGGGAUGAUCAGUUGGCGAACUCGGAAUUUCGUCACCCAACCCAAACAAUGCAAGAGGGAAAAAUGACUGCUCAACCGGAAAGUCACUCUCCAAGCCUUCUUAACCAUGCAGAUCAGGGACAGCAACCAAUUCCAUCCUCAUCCGGACACAGUCCAAUAAAAUUUGAAAUGCUGCCCUAUGAUGAAAGAUGGCAUCCCUUUUUUGAUUGGGUCAAACGAUACUUUUUCCAGAGGAAUUCAGAAUUACAAUCAGAAAGUAUCAAACGUUUCUUACGGCGCUUGGAAAAAGAACAGGUGACCUUGAACGAGAUGUUACCCAAUAGAAAGUAUUAUAAAAAGGUCAGCUCUAAGGAUAUCUCGCUCGAGAUCAUCCAUGUCGACGAAGAUCCAGAUAUAGAAGACUUCCAUGACUUUUUCUUCUUGCCCAAAGGAAUUAGAGGGGCUCAAGCACGGCGAGGUAAAUGUUUGAUUAACAUCAGAGUUCGUGUUACGAAGAUCCUUGAAGCAGCAGAGCUUUUCAUUGGUCUGGCCAGUCUGCAAGAAAUCGACCCAGUAAUCUUUGGGCCCCAAUGGGAGAAUACUCGGCAGGAAUUUAUGGAAUGGAUUGAGAAACUGUUCUUUGAAGCAACUGAAGAUAGUCUUCCGAUCUUUGGGCAAUAUAGCAACACGUGGACAGAGGCAGAACGGGCCGCAAAUCGAUUUGGUGACGCACAGAAAGCAUUGGCGAUGGUGCUUGUCCACCAGAAAAAACACACCGAUGUCCAACAGACAAAGCAAAGACACAAUGAAAUAUACAGCGUUUCUCUUUCGCUGCUAGAAUAUUGGUAUAAGAUAAGUGCUCUCAAGCUUGGCAGAUCAGACCCAAAAGGUCACCCUGAAAACCUCUGGAUCUUUGCAGAAUCCGUAAGCUUUUGGAAGGACGACUUGUCAAGAUUAAUGAAAUCCGGAAUCGGUGCAAGCAAGAACCAAAGCCGACCACAGGACAAUGUUGUGACGACUGAUCAUCAGAUUGAGAGUCCAGAGCUCGAUUUUUUUAGCGCCAAGAUAAAAGAGCACUUUGGAAACUCGGGAGAUAUUCAGCACAAGGAGUCAUUGUUCACGGUUGUUAGUCGCCAUCAGAAGAAAGGCGAAUCAAUGAUCACCCAAGGAAUCAGGGCCUUUAUUCGCUCAGAACUCGAGAAGUCUGUGCUAGCACUCCAAGACCAUUUUUCGCGUAUCAAUGAACCGAUCAAGGUGACCGAUCUGCCGAUUUAUCUUAUCCCGGCCUAUCACCACGAUCAUACUCUUGAGACACGGCAUGUGUUCAUCAAUCUGAGCGACGGCAGAGACGGGGGGAGGACCCGGACGGAUCAAGUCACUUUGUUCGAGAGUCGGAUCCUCAAAAUCCUCGAGUCUCUCAGUAUUCUCUGUCAGAUCGCAAGCGUCAAUUUAGGAGUUGAUGAUCCCCAGAAAACUCAUCAAAUUUUAAUCGACUGGUACCUUGCCAGUUUAUUCAAGCAUUCCGCCCAAGAUGGCUUGCCCCUUUUCGGCUGGGUUCAGAUCGUCUUUCCACCCAUACAUCCUCCCGAAGAAUUGUUUGGGAUCCCUCAGAAAUUCUUAUCCAAAGAAUUAACGACGUCAAGACCCCUCCAUAGGAAACAGGCACAUAAGCUUGCAUUCUUACUCUUCAGUUUUUGGUAUGAAGAAGUCGCUGUAAAACGUGGCUUAUUUGGCCCAAUUGACGAUCAGUUACUUUCCUUUGGCGAGCUGUGGCAGCACUUUUAA
Messenger RNA from Puccinia graminis f. sp. tritici CRL 75-36-700-3, 2244 nucleotides. RefSeq lists its product as uncharacterized. NCBI's taxonomy places the organism in Eukaryota, Fungi, Basidiomycota, Pucciniomycetes, Pucciniales, Pucciniaceae. The coding region runs from base 1 to 2244 and encodes 747 amino acids. The record is from RefSeq and is a predicted model, not a curated record. The transcript has 3 exons.